AUGUCUGCGUUGGCGGGUCGAGGAAGCCUGCAACAUCAUUCCCGACGCGUCGCCGCCAGUGCGUGUCACCCUCGCCGUGGCAAUGGCCUUUCACUCACCACUGUGAGGCCUGCCAUCCUCGCCGCCGCCAGACUCCUCACGCUACCGCUCGCCGCUGCUGCACCCGCCAUCCCCGGUUACUGGGAGCAUGCCCGCCUACACACCGUCGCCGAGGGUGAUGAGGACCUCCCGAGAUCCCCAGACGACCCCGACCUGUGGAUCUACCUCGCAGUCGCCGUUGCCCUCGUCCUACUCGGCGGUAUCUUUGCUGGCCUGACCAUUGCUUUGAUGGGUCAGGAUGAGACGUAUCUACAGGUCAUUGCGUCUUCUGGAGAAGGGAAAGAGAAGCAACAUGCGAAGACGGUCUUGAAACUGUUGAAAAAGGGAAAACACUGGGUGUUGGUGACGUUGCUCUUGAGCAAUGUGAUUACGAACGAGACGCUGCCCAUCGUGCUGGAUCGGAGUCUUGGUGGAGGAUGGCCUGCUGUUGUCAGUAGUACCGUCUUGAUUGGUGAGUGAAUCAGAGACAGUCUCAAUGAAUCGAGCGGAACCGGGUACUGAUUUAUGGGCAGUCAUCUUCGGCGAAGUGGCUCCGCAGUCCGUCUGCGUCCGAUUUGGUCUAUCGAUUGGCUCCUGGUGCGCGAAGGGCGUCUGGGUACUCAUGUUACUCCUCUCACCUGUAGCGUGGCCCACCGCGAAACUCCUCGAUUGGCUUCUUGGCGAAGACCAUGGCAUCAUGUACAAGAAAGCUGGGCUCAAGACGCUGGUCACGCUACACAAGACUUUGGGCGCAGGCGCUCACGAACGCCUGAUGGAAGAUGAGGUCACCAUAAUCAACAGUGUUCUGGACCUGAAAGAGAAACCGGUGGGCGACAUCAUGACGCCAAUGCAGGACGUUUUUACCAUGAGCGCGGAUACGAUUCUGGACGAGCGCAUGAUGGAUACGAUAUUGUCUCAAGGCUAUUCCCGCAUUCCGAUCUAUUCCCCGGAUAACCAUCGCAACUUUAUAGGCAUGUUGCUGGUCAAGAUUCUUAUCACGUACGACCCGGAGGACGGCAAGCGUGUGAGAGACUUUGCGCUGGCAACGCUGCCCGAAACUUCCCCGUACACAUCUUGUCUGGACAUUAUCAACUUCUUCCAGGAGGGCAAGAGCCACAUGGUACUAGUGUCAGAUUUCCCAGGAGAGGAUAAGGGCGCCUUGGGUGUUGUGACGCUCGAAGAUGUCAUCGAGGAGCUGAUCGGCGAGGAGAUCAUCGACGAGUCCGAUGUAUUCGUCGAUGUCCACAAGGCUAUCAGGCGAGUGGCCCCAGCUCCCAGGACGCGGUACAGCAGUAAGAUCUUUGCGUCGGACUACGUGGUUGACUCCGAAGACGAACGCAAAGAAGCGACCGAGAACGAGCCUUUGCUUGGCAAUAAGAAGGGCGCUGAUGCGGCCGGUGCUCCUCGUAAGACGAGCCUUCAAAAUGGCCAGACGACCUUCCUCAUGCGUAGAAAGAGCAGUACCGCUUCCGAUGGUGCCAGGGAUCACGGACCAAACGUCAAGCCUGUGCCCGUGAGGAGCAGCGCGACGGACAUGCGCGAGCAUCUCAAGCAUCUCGGGCCCAGCAAUGCCGCAUCCAACCCAAGACAGACCAAGUUUUCAAAUGUCAAGAUCAAGCCGGGCGUUGGCACCAUUCCGGAACAUUCGGCACUGAGCACAAGACCCAAGGAUAAUUCGCCGACGUCAGUACCAUUGGGGCACAAGAAGAGCAAUUCUACACCUUCUGCUACGCUUGUCCAGGAAGACGACGGGAAUGCGAGCGACGUGGACUCUCUUCGAGGCAAAGUUGCGAGUGGCGGAGUAGCAGCUGUGUACGGAACGAUGGGACCUUCUUCCCCAAACCGCAAUAGGAGGCUAUCUGGAGGCGAGAGAUUGUCUGCCCAGGAGGCCUCUCGAGUUGCGAGUGAAAAUGUCGCCCCUCCGAACAGCUAUCGGACCGAUGAGCCGGAAUCUUAUUCCCAGGCCCAAGACGAACCAUCCCUGCCGGAUAAGAUGGUCGCAGGGGAUGCUGAGAACGAAAACGACGAUGUGGGAGAGCUAGCGCCGCCUGCUUCACCAGACUGGGGCAGGAAGCGCAUGGCUGUCCGUUCAGGAUCGAUCACGGAGACGCAUGUGGAUUCCGGAGGGUUGAAGAAGGUUGUCCUCGGAACGACUUCUUCGUCUGAGGAAGAUGGUGUGAGCCCUGGAGAUACACAACGAUCAUCUCGACUUUGGGGCAGUGGGGAGAGUUCAAAGAACGAGGGAGAUGACGAGGAAGGCGACGAGGAAGAGCACGAGGAGAGCUCACAGCCAAACGGCCAGGGCUCUGCCAAUGGGGCUGGUGGGAAGAAGAGGAGGAAAAAGAGGGGCAAGAGGAAGAAGGGAGGUAGUGGUGGAGGGAACGGUGGGGAGUAG
Messenger RNA from Lecanosticta acicola, 2473 nucleotides. The record is from the annotation of a GenBank genome assembly. Lineage: Eukaryota; Fungi; Ascomycota; Dothideomycetes; Mycosphaerellales; Mycosphaerellaceae.